Messenger RNA from Bombyx mori (domestic silkworm), 3958 nucleotides. Its product is annotated as connectin. Bases 177 to 1673 code for a protein of 498 amino acids. The record is from RefSeq and is a predicted model, not a curated record. Gene Ontology annotation, molecular function: protein binding. The transcript is spliced from 3 exons. NCBI's taxonomy places the organism in Eukaryota, Metazoa, Arthropoda, Insecta, Lepidoptera, Bombycidae.
AGUAUCGUGCACAUCCAGUAGGGCUCAGGCCGUCGCUCCGAGCGGACGUCCGUACCGAUUCAACCUUUAAACCUUCCUCGGUUGUUCGCGUGUUCAUAAUAUUACAAUUUAAACGUGAAAUUACAGGAACCGAUCACAAUCUCAGAUAAAUCGCAUCAAUGUGACUGAGAACAAAGAUGGACCUCAAAUAUCUGAUCCUGAUGAUUGCACUUGCGACUAUAGAAAUAAAUGUAACAGAAAGUAGACAAGAUAAAAGGAGAUGGAAAAAUGAUAAAGGACCGUAUUCUCUUUACGUUAACGUCUGCGAUAUUCAAGAUAGGGCAUCUAAAGUGCACUGCUAUUGCGAGAGCACUGACAUCAAAACCGCGACGAAGGCAGAUUGUUGGGUCUUCAACGGCGGCAUCGCUGAAGACGACCCCUUUUGGUCAAACUUUUACUCACAGCCGCGAAUUGAGAGACUGUCUUUUAACGUGAGAGCAGACGGCGGAUUGACUUACAUACCGGCCAAAGUCAUAGUUAGAUUAGAGAGGCUACAGUACCUGAAUGUGCAGUAUGCCAAUAUCUACAGUAUCCCGUCGUUUGCUUUCACAAACUCGACGACCCUUCGAGAAGUUAUUCUGCCCAAAAACAAAAUAGCGAAGCUCGAAAAGAUGUCAUUCGCUCAUCUCAUAAUGUUAUUAAAUGUUAGCUUAACAGAAAAUCAGAUAUCGGAGUUGAAGCGAGACGUGUUUUAUGUAUUACCAAAUCUCCAAAGGCUGGAACUCUCUAAGAAUAUCCUGAGCGUUCUGCAUGACGGAUGCUUCAAACAUCUCAACAAUUUGAUCAAGCUGGAUUUAGACCACAACCUGCUGACGGUCAUCAUCAGAGAGAACUUUCAGGGCUUGUCUAACCUCAUCACACUGAACAUGAGGAACAACAAAUUAACUAUGGUAGGGGACCUCGCCUUCGCCGAACUUUGGAGUCUUCAAGAACUUUACCUGGACGCAAAUGAAAUAGAAUUUAUAUCCGAGAGGGGUUUCGGGGGAUUGACUCAGCUUCGAAAACUUUAUUUAGCCGAUAAUAAGUUGGCGACGUUAGACGAAGGAAUUUUUGGCGAUGUUCAGAAGUUGAACGUUUUGGAUCUGAGGAACAAUAAGUUGGAGACUCUGAAACAGGAGGCCGUUCAAAAUGUUUUAGAAAACAUGAAGUCGAAUUAUGCGGUAAUCUCUCUCGACGGUAACAAAUUGACGUGCGACUGUCGUCUAUCAUGGCUUCUGAAACUGCAAAAUGAAACAAGAAGCAAGCGUCUCAGAGUCUCAAUAAACCGUCUCAACUGUGUCGAUGCAAAAAAUAAGAUUACCGCUGAACUUAAAAUUGAAAACGAUGACAAACUUAAGAUAAAGAAGCAAGGUUCAGAUUAUGAUGAUGACAGUGAUGAAAUUAGCGAUAAGUAUUAUGAUGAUGCGAUGCAAGACCAAGAAAAUGAUUCUGGAGAUAGUAAAGUUGAAUACAGGAGGAGACUGACUGAUAUUCCAAAGGAAUUUUUGGCUUGUCCCAAUCGCUUGGUUCACGGCAGCACGUUUUCACCGCCUACCCAAGACGAGGUUAAAUAUUACAACUCUUCAUCUAGCACGCGGGUUGCGUGCUCAUUUUCUAUUUUAUAUUUUCUGUUUGGAUUCUCGAAAUUAUUUUAGCGUAAUUAAUGUUAGGUAUUAUUAGAAGUUACUUUAUUACUUAUUAGUGGUGGUAUGGCGUCUUCUGAGCCCCGCACGGGUAGGUACCAUCGCCCUACCUAUUUACGUUGUUGAUGUCUAUGACAUCCAGGUGGGCCGUGAGUUCGUCCACGCAUCUAAGCAAUUUAAAAAAUAUUUCAGAUUUUAUCUUUCUUAUUGUGUAUUACAUUAGCAAUGGACCUACCUGGUGGUGACUAAUGAGAGCUGUACAACCGCUCCGGGGUAGAUUUAUAAAUCUCGUUUGAAGGAAGUUCCAUGGCACUUAAGUAAUAUCCCAGAGAAGAGAGCUUCAAUUUUCCUGAUAAAAAUUAUCUCUAAUAAUAUCUCGCAUAAGUAUAUUUCAAUUUAAGCUAUACUCAAAAUUGAUGAUGAAUAUGUAAGUAAUGAUGAGGAAGAUGAGUAUUAUUUCGGGUGAUGCUGUAUAUUUCUGAACGAAAUUCAUUUUAAGCUAUAUGUUUAAAUUGAUACCUUACUGUCCUCAGUUUAGAACGCGUAGUUUUGUCACUUUUAACAAAUUAUCAGCAUAUUUUAAGAAACUAUGUAUGUAAUAUAAGAACGAUGCAUAUAAGAAUGAUGAUUAUUUUCAAUUAUUACACUCACAUUGUUAAUGAUAUAUAGUCUGCCAUCUAAAAGCUAUUCAUAAAAUACCCAACAAAUAAGUUAAGUAUUAUUUUAGAUGUCAGUUCAAUACAAUUGGUAAAUUAAUUUGCGUAAUUACUGAUCGUAUUGUGGUAGGUGGUCUUCUAAGUCUGCACGGGUAGGUACCACCAUCCUGCUUAUUUCAGCCGUGAAGCAGGCAUUAUUUCUUCCGCUAUGUACAAGUGAGAUUUCGAACUCUUGUCUCAAGGCGGGUGGUGGUCUUUCCGUUGCAUCAGGUGGGCUCGUUCCAUAACACAAACACAAAAAAAACAUAGUCGUAAGUAAAAUUUACCUGAAGAAGCAUCUGGGUUGAUUUUUCAUCAGAUAAAAGUUAUCGAACAAGAAAAUUAUAAGUAACCUGAAAAAUUCUGUUAAAACAACUGUCGUUUAUUCAUGUUUAGUUUUGUGAAUAUAAAUGAAUAACUUAUUUUACUUUUAUAACUUAAUCAAUUAAGAAUUCAACAGACCAAAGUAAAUUAUUAAUUUUUGAGAUUGUAGAAUAAUGUACAAAAAUUUUCACAAAUAGGAAUUAGAUAGGAACUACUUUAUCUAAAUGUAUUAAUGAAUAUAAGUUUUAUUCCAAAAAUGUUGACGACAAAUUUGGCCAAUAUGACACGCUGCUCACGAAGCAAGACACACGGUCGUGUACCAGUCGGUACUGAUCAAUUAUAUUCCACACCUACAUGUGUACAUAUCAUUGAAUCGGAAUUUUAUGGCGCUUCAAAACUAAUUGAAAUUUUUACACUUGAUAAUAUAAUAUAUAUGUAAAGAAAAACCUUUAUUUAAACACUAGUUUUUAAAAAUAAUUUUUCUUCAGUGUCAUAGAGUUAGUAAAAAAAAGUUCAAUUUGUUUAAAAUAUUAGUUUUAAAACAGAUCAAGGGUUUUUAAUGUUGUUUUCUCGAUAACAGAAAACGAAAUUAAGUCUUUUAUUGUUCAUUUAUUCUGAAGUACUCCAUAUCAUUAUAUGUAUAAAUUUCUUCAAAGUUUAAGAGUUGAUAAUUUAGCCGAAGCUUGGAGAAAAGAUUAAACAUUUUUUUGAAUAAGAUUAAUUAGGUUUUAUGUUUCAUUAAUUAAAACUCCUGUUGUAAUUAAAAGUUUUAACAAAAACAAAACGAGUUUCAAGAACUCACAAUUUCGUAGUGUAGUCAUAGGGUGAGUGGAAAUGUAAGUAAAUGAUAAUUAAAACAACUUUUAUUUCUGAAUAACAAUAUAUUUUUUACUAUAAAUUAAAGUUAAGCACUUUAGUAAUUAACAGAAUGCUCGUAGUAUUUUAAAUAAAUUGAUCACUUAUUUUAAUUGUAAGUAAUUCUCACGUUAAAUAAUUAACAAAAACCGGAUUUAACAUUUAUCCAGCAGAAAUAUUCACGCAGAAACACAACAUAUGAAAAAAAAAUAGGGUUAUAUGAAAAAUCAGUUAAAUUAUAUCAAAUAGCAAAUAGCGCUGUAUAUUUGGAUAUACAAUGUUGAAUCAGCACACCAAAGAUUAUUAGUAAAUGGUUCUGAGUACGGCAUUCCAAGUUAAUUUACGUUGUUAUUUUUGAAAGCAUUAAAUGUAAAUAAUCUACUGUGUUAUUGUAGAAUGAAAAUAAAUUGAUACUUUUACAAA